This is a messenger RNA of Callorhinus ursinus (northern fur seal), 14514 nucleotides long. The record is from RefSeq and is a predicted model, not a curated record. NCBI's taxonomy places the organism in Eukaryota, Metazoa, Chordata, Mammalia, Carnivora, Otariidae.
UCCCCUCCCCUCCCUCCCCUUUCCCCUCUCCCCCUCCUCCUCUGCCUCCUGGAGCGAGACACCAAUAUGGAGCCUGAAGACCUACCAUGGCCCGGCGAGCUCGAGGAGGAGGAGGAGACGGAAGAGGCGGAGGAGCGGGAGAACCUGGACUCUGACGAGGUGGUGAUGGUGGAGGAGGUGGAGGAAGAGGAGAGGCGGGAACUGGAUUCGCACUUUAACUACGAGAGCCAGCCUCGGGAGAGUACGGACGAAGAGGACGACGAAGAGGCCAAGGCCUGGCUGCAGGCGCACCCCGAACGUCCUUUGCGUCCGUCGUCGCUCUCGAGGCACCGCUACUCGGAGGACAAGCGGACCCGCCCGGAGAAGGUUUUUCCAUUGACCUGUCAUGUAUGGCAACAGCCACUAUAUCAAGGCAAUAGUGGGACACAGAUUUCUGAUACUACUGUGGUCUCUGUGGAAAAAACAGCUCGGUGGAGGUCUAAGGCUGAUCAGAGAACAGAAUCUUGGCAUUAUCUUCCUCAAGAAAUGGACUCUUCCCACACCUUGGAUAUAACCCAGACCAGGUUUAAUAUGCGAGAGGAAGGGACCGAAGUGACAGACUUCACCUCUGUGGAGGAAGGUAUAUUGACCCAACCAGAAAAUCAAGUAAAGGAAGCCAAGAGAGGUCUCUUAUGUUCGCCGCUGCUAGUCAUUCAAGACAACUUUGCUUCCCCUGAUUUGCCUUUGCUGACAUGUUUGACGCAAGAUCAAGAGUUUGGGUCUGAUUCCUUAUUUCAACAGAGUGAACUAGAUUUUGCACCUCUGAGGGGAAUUCCUGGUAAGUCUGAAGAUGCUGAAUGGUUUUCUCGACCGUCGGAAGUUAGUGAAGCUUUAUUCCAGGCAGCCUCAGAAGUAGCUUCAGACUUAGUUAACAGUUGCAUUAGUGUAUCUCAGCACUCGCUUAUAGCUAGUACAGCUGUUGACUGUCAGCGCUCUUUUUUACCUUUUGAACAAGGGACUAAAGAAGAUACUAUUUCGUCUGAUACAGUUGAUGAACUGAAAAGCCCCAAAGACUUCGAUAGUUAUGAUGCUCUUUGUUCCUAUAUGGCAUGGAAGACACAAGAAGUUCAGGAGCCAGAAACCAGUUUAGCUGAGAAAGGUCAAGUUUCUGUUUCAACCUCAUCUUACACAAGUGAUGACUACAUGACUCCUGAAGGAAAUGACAGUUUUGACGCUUCUUGUUCGCAUAUGCAGUAUUGGAAACAGAAAGCUUUACAGCAGUCAGAAAAUUAUUUAACCAGUAGGGAUCAUGAUUCUUAUUCAGAUUCAUCUGACACAAUUGAUAAAAAUAAAAUUCCUAAGGGAAGAGACAAUUUUCGUGCCCCUUUUUCAUGUACGCCGUGGAGCAAACAGGAACCUUCACACCAUCCAGAAACAUAUGUGAUCAGUAAGGACUGUGUUUCUUUUCCACAUGAAGUUGCACCUCAUUUUAAUAACAAAAUGCCACAUUCUUUCUUGCAUUGUCUGUUGGAAAGAAGAGGAAAGGGCAUUCCCUUGACAGCUCACAGUCAUUAUUUUGAGAGUGUUUAUUUAAGGGCUCCAGCUGAGAAUGAGGUGAAAGGAAUGAUGGAUUCUUUGGAGGGGUAUGAAAGAAAUGAAGAAGGUCUGGGGAAAGAAUUAUCUCAAGGUUUUGAACUAAAGGAGAAUAGAAGUACUUUAGUAUUUUCAGAGAUGCAUCCCAGAUCUUCAGAUAUACAGUUUAUUGAGAAUGUUGUAGUUCCUGAUAAUUCUGUAAAAGUUUCAGAAAUACAUAUACACUCUAGGCAACAUGGUACCUCUAAGAUGGAGGUUUCUGGUGGUCCUCUUCAGACUAUUAAGCCCAACUUGGAUGAGACAUCAGAACAACUGUAUUUACAAGAGGAAAGAAACCAAAGGGUAACUUCUGCUUUGGGUGGAAAAAGUAUUGAUGCUUCUGAAAACAUAGCCUUUGAGGUAGUUAUUGCCUCUAUUGAGCCUUCCAAGAAAGAGAGUACAGUAAAUGAAAUCCAAACUGACAGCAGUAAGUCUUUAAAAAAUGACAACCAAGAAAGUGAACCAAAAAAUUCACAUCUUUCCCUAUUAAAUUAUAAUGAUGAAAACUCUUUCUUUGAUGAGUUUAGUCAUCCACGUUAUCACUCUACUCCUGGGAUGUUUGAAUUAGCGGCUUCAAAACCAUUGUUGCAUAAAAAAGAUAAUGAUGAUAGCUCCCUGUAUUGGCAUCUUGAUUUAAAAUCACUCCCCAGUACUCCUCAGGAAAUGUUCAUUAAGCCACUUUCUCUUAUUCCAGAGCUUAAGUCAUCUGCUUCUUUAAGUGAAAAAUCUCACAGCCAGGCUGUUGGUCUUGGCAAAGCACAGUCAGCUUUAUUUCAGUGUGAUCUAGACAAUGAACCAUUUCUUCCUAUUGGGAAGAUAAAGUCUGUUCCUGAUCUUGACCUUGCAGAAAAGGUAGGAUCUUCAAACAUUUUUUAUCCAAUGAAAGUAUCGACUUCAGAUUCUUUGGUUUUACAAGAUUUAAGAAGAUUUGAAGAAGUUGCAGAUUCCUCAAACUAUAUUUUGGUUAAGAAUGUAAACUCUAGUAACAUCAUUGGAGGUCCAUCUGCAACUGUAGGAAGCAGCUUUUCAGCAAACUUGGUGACAUGUGAUGCUAAGUCACAAGGUGCUUUACCAAUGACCAGUAAUGCAUCAUUAAUUGCAGUUGGCCAAGAGUCAUUGCUGAAAGCUGAUGUAGGCCAAGGUAAAAUUCCUCGGCCUAUGGGAGCCAAAUCCUGUUUUACUGUACAUACAAUUAUGCAAAAUGACUCCUAUUUUGUAGAGGGCCUGCAGGGGAAGGCUGAAUCUGACACCUCUACUCUGGAUGAUGAUACUGAAUGCUGGAACCUAGAUGAAAAUGCUAUUGUGUGCAGUACAAGAGUUGCUGAUCUACAAAGAGAGGUACAUGAACAAGGUGACUUGGCUGCUGAGUGCAUUGAGCUAGCAGGUUUUAAAAAUGUGCUUGAUGAUCUAGAGGUUUGUGACAGCUCCCUGCACAGGCAGUCUGCCUUAGAACUGCCAUCUAAGGAAGAGAGUGAUUUUGAAGAGCCUGUAGGUUGUUCUAAUAUGGACAGUAAUCAGACUUUUUCAUCCGUAUUGCCUCCAUUUAUUCCUCAUGAGCCAACCAUAGAGUUGGAGUAUCACUCUUCAGAUCUCAGGAUGUUGAGGGUAUCUCCUGACACUGUGCAAAAGACUCUGAAACAUACAGCAGGAGGUACUUCUAAAGGAGGCAUAGCUGAAGUUAUUCAGUCCAGCUUGAAACCAGGCAUCACUGCUACUCCUGGAGAUUCAGAUACUGGAUCUCAUUUAAUCUUAUGUCCUCAGUUGGCUUCAAGGUCUCCUCAAGAGAAUACUGUUGGUCAACAUACUGAUACCCACAACCAAUGGGCAUCGGUAGAUAGUGAUAUAAGUGAAGAGACUCUAAAAGUUUCACCUGUUAGUGAACUAGCUGACCAGAAGACUGGGAUAUCAACAGUACCCUCUAGUUUCUACUCACAAAGAGGGAAGCCCAGUAUUUUCUACCCACAGGCCUUGCCAGAUGGUCAUCUAACUGAAGAGGCUCUAAAAGUUUCAGCUGUUCCUGGUCCUACUGUCCAGAAGAGUGGCAUACCUACAGUCAUUCCAAGUUCCUGCACCUGUGGAGAGAAGCAUAAUAUCUUCUGCCAACAGACCCUGCCAGACAGUCAUCUAACUGAAGAGGCUCUAAAAGUUUCAGCUGUUCCUGGUCCUCCUGUCCAGAAGAGUGGCAUACCUACAGUCCUUCCAUGUUCCUACUCCCGUGGAGAGAAGCAUAAUAUCUUCUACCAACAGACCCUGCCAGGCAGUCAUCUAACUGAAGAGGCUCUAAAAGUUUCGGCUAUUCCUGGUUCUGCUGACCAGAGGACUAGCAUAUCUACAGUCCUUCCAAUACCUUCUACUUCCUAUUCACAAAGAGAGAAGCACAUUAUUUUCUCCCAGCAGCAUUUGUCAGAUGGUCAUCUAACUAAACAGGUUCUGAAAGUUUCAUUUGUUCCUGAACCAGCUGAUCAGAACACUGGGAUACCUACAUUAUCUUCACAUUCCUACUCACUUGGAGAAAAGCCCAGUAUCUUUUACCAACAGGUCUUGCCAGAUAGACAUUUAAUUGAACAGACUCAGAAAGUUGCAGCUCUUCCUGGACCAGCUGAUCAGAAGACUAGGAUACCUGCAGUAUCCUCUACUUCUUACUCACAUAGAGAGAGGCCCCAUAUUUUCUAUCAACAAACAUUUCCAGAAAGUUGUCUAACUGAACAGGCUCGGAAAUGUUCUGCACCUGAAUCCACUGAGCAGAAGACUGGGAUACCAACGGUGACCUCUACUUCCUCCUCACAUAGAGAGAAGUCCAGUAUUUUCUGCCAAGAGGAGUUGCUAGAUAGUCAUCUAACUGAACAGGCUCAGAAAGUUCCAGCUGUUCCUGGACCAGCUGACCAGGAAACUGGGAUACCAAUAGUGCCCUCUAGGCCCUACUCUCUUAGAGAGAAGCCCAAUAUUUUCUAUCAGCAGGUCUCACCAGACAGUCAUCUAUCUGAAGAGACUCUGAAAGUUUCAGUUGCUUCUGGACCAGCUGAAAAAAAGAGUGGGUUACUAUCAGAAGCUUCUAAUUUCUACUCACAUAGAGAGAAGCACAAUAUUUUCUACCAACAGGAGUUGCCAGACAGUUCUCUAAUUGAACAGGCUCAGAAAGUUUCACCUGUUCCUGAACCUACUGACCAGAAGACCAAAAUAUCAACAGUAACUUCUACUUCUUACCCAGAUAUAGAAAAGCCCUUUAUUUCCUACCCACAGGGCUUGCCAGAGAGACAUCUACCUGAAGAAGCUCUAAAAGUUACAGCUGUUUCUGAACCAGCUGACCAGAAGAUUGGAAUACCAGUAGUUCCCUCUACUUCCUCCUCACAUAGAGAGAAACCCAUUAUUUUCUCCCCUCAGGACUUGACAGACACUCAUCUCACUGAAGAGGCUCUGAAACCUUCAGCCACAUCUGGAUCAGCUGACUGGAAGACUGGAAUAUCAACAGUAUCCUCUCCUUCCUACUCACCUAGAGAGAAGCCCAUUAUUUUUUCCCCUCAGGCCUUGCCAGGUAGUCAUUUACUUGAAGAGGCUCUGAAAGUUUCAGCUGACCAGAAGACUGGGUUGCCAUCAGAUCCUUCUAGUUCCUACUCACAUAGAGAGAAGCCCAUUACUUUCUACCCAGAGGGUUUGACAGCCAGCCAGGUACCUCAGGAGGCUCUGAAAGUUCCAGCUGUUUCUGGACCAACUGACCAGAAGACUGAGUUGCCACCAGAACCUUCUAGUUCCUACUCAUCUAGAGAGAAGCCCAUUAUUUUUCCCCCUCAGGCCUUGCCAGGCAGUCAUUUACUUGGAGAGGCUCUGAAAGUUUCAGCUGUUCCUGAAUCAGCUGACCAGAAGACUGGGUUGCCAUCAGAACCUUCUAGUUCCUACUCACAUAGAGAGAAACCCAUUAUUUUCAACCCAGAGUGUUUGACAGACGGCCAGGUACCUCAGGAGGCUCUGAAAGGUUCAACUGUUUCUGGACCAACUGACCAGAAGGCUGAGUUGUCACCAGAACCUUCUAGUUCCUACUCACCUAGAGAGAAGCCCAUUAUUUUUCCCCCUCGGGCCUUGCCAGGCAGUCAUUUACUUGAAGAAGCUCUGAAAAUUUCAACUAUUCCUGGAUCAGCUGACCAGAAGACUGGGUUGCCAUCAGAACCUUCUAGUUCCUACUCACAUAGAGAGAAGCCCAUUAUAUUCUACCCAGAGGGUUUGACAGAUGGCCAGGUACCUCAGGAGGCUCUGAAAGUUUCAGCUGUUCCUGGACCAACUGACCAGAAGAGUGGGUUGCCAUCAGAACUUUCUAGUUCCUACUCAUAUAGGGAGAAGCCCAUUAUUUUCUACCCAGAGGGCUUGAUAAACAGCCAGGUACCUCAGGAGGCUCUGAAAGUUUCAGCUAUUCCUGGACCAACUGACCAGAAGACUAGGUUGCCAUCAGAACCUUCCAGUUCCUACUCAUAUAGGGAGAAACCCAUUAUUUUCUACCCUCAGGGCUUGACAGACAGUCAUGUAUCUCAGGAGGCUCUGAAAGUUUCAGCGAUUCCUGGACCAGCUGACCAGAAGACUGGGUUGCCAUCAGAACCUUCUAGUUCCUACUCACAUAGAGAGAAGCCCCUUACUUUCUACCCACAGGGCUUGACAGAUGGCCAGGUGCCUCAGGAGGCUCUGAAAGUUUCAGCUGUUCCUGGACCAGCUGACCAGAAGACUGGGUUGCCAUCAGAACCUUCCAGUUCCCACUCAUAUAGAGAGAAGCCCAUUAUUUUCUACUCACAGGGCUUGACAGACAGUCGGGUGCCUCAGGAGGCUCUGAAAGUUUCAGCUAUUCCUGGACCAGCUGACCAGAAGACUGGGUUGCCGUCAGAACCUUCCAGUUCCUACUCAUAUAGGGAGAAGCCCCUUAUUUUCUACCCUCAGGGCUUGACAGACAGUCAGGUAUCUCAGGAGGCUCUGAAAGUUGCAGCUGUUCCUGGACCAGCUGCCCAGAAGACUGGAUGGCCAUCAGAACCUUCCAGUUCUUACUCAUACAGAGAGAAGCCCAUUAUUUUCCACUCACAGGGCUUGACAGACAGUCGGGUGCCUCAGGAGGCUCUGAAAGUUUCAGCUAUUCCUGGACCAAUUGACCAGAAGAUUGGGUUGCCAUCAGAACCUUCUAGUUCCUACUCACACAGAGAGAAGUCUAACAUUUUUUACCAACAGGAGUUAUCAGACAGUCAUCUAACUGAAGAGACUCUGAAAGUUUCAGCUGUUUCUGCAACAGGUGAUCAGAAGACUGGGAUACCUUCAAGUUCUUACUCACUUGGAGGGAAGCCCAUUAUUUUCUGUCAGCAGGCCUUAUCGGAUAGGCAUCUCACUGAAGAGGCUCUGAAUGUUUCAGCUUCUCCUGAACCAGCUGACCAGGAGACUGGAAUACCAACAGUACCUUCUGUUUCUUACUCUCAUAGAGAGAAGCCCAGUAUUUUGUACCAACAGCCCUUGUCAGACAAUCAGCGGCCUGUAGAAGCUCUGAAAAUUUCACCUGUUUCUGGGCCAGGUGAUGAGAAGACCAGAAAACCAACAAUUACCUCGGGUUCUUACUCAAAUAGAGAGAAGCCCAUCAUUUAUCAGCAAGAGUUGCCAGAUCUUACUCAAGCAGCUUUAAGUGUUUUCCGGGUUCCUGGACUAGGUGACCAGAAGACUGGAAUAGCAGUAGUAACCUCUACUCCUUACUCACAUAGAGAGAAGCCCAUCAUUUCUUACCAGCAGGAGUUGCCAGAUCCUAAUGAAGGUGCUUUAAAAGUUUUAGGGGCUCCUGGGUCAGCUGACCAGAAGACUGGGAUACGAUUUGGGUCUUUUGCUUCCUAUUCACAUAGAGAGAGCCCCAUCUUUUCUUGUCAGAGGGAGUUGCCAGAUAUUACUGAAGAAACUCUCAAAGUUUCAGCUGUUUCUGGACCAGGUGACCAGAAGACUGGGAUACAUAUAAUUCCCUCUAGUUCCUACUCAUACAGAGAGAAGGACAGUAUUUUUUACCAGCAGGAGUUGCCAGAUGGUUCUGAAGAAGCUUUAAAAAUUUUUGCUCUUCCUGGACCUGCUGAUCAGAAGACUGAGAUACCAACAGGAUCUUCUAGCUCUUACUCACGUAAAGAGAAACUCAAGAUUUCACCUGUGAUUUUACCAGAUGGCCAGAAGACUGAGUUACUAACAACUCCCCUUAGUUCCUACUCACAAAGAGAAAAGCCCAAAAUUUCAACUGUGAUUGGACCAGAUAACCAGACGACUCCGUUACUGACAGUUCUUCAUAAUUCCUAUUCUCAGAGAGUGAAGCCCUUUCAACAGGAGCUGCCAGAUAGACAUCAUAGUGAGGAUAUUUUGAAAAUUUCACCUGUCUCUGAACCAACUGAUGUGAACUCUGGGAUACCGAUACCUCUUUCUAGUUCCUAUUCCCACAGAGAGAAAUCGAAUAUUUUCUACCCACAGGAAUUGCCAGACAAACAUCUAGCUGAAGAUGCACUGAAGGUUUCAACAAUUCCUGUACCAGCUGACCAGAAAAGUCUGUUACCAACAGUUCCUCCUAAUUCCUUUUCAUACAGAGAGAAACCAAAUAUAUUCUAUCAACAGAAUUUUCCAGAUAGACGUAUAACACAAGAUGCUCUGAUGUUCUCAAGGGGUGUUGGGCAAGUUGAUCAGAUUACUGGGUUAUCAACAGUUACUCCUGGUACUUAUUCACAUGAGAAGCAGAAACUUGUUUCAGACCAUGUUCAAAUGCUAAUAGAUAAUUUGGAUUCUUCUAACUCCAGUGUUAUCUCAAACAGUGUACCUUUAAGUUCUCAGGCUGAUGGUAGAGUUGUAAUAAGUAAGCCAGAAUCUUCAGGUUUUGAAGAUGUUGGGUCUGAGGAAAAUCAAGAUACAAGCAGUGGUUCCAAAACUCUUAGAGAGAUUCGGACUCUUUUAAUGGAGGCAGAAAAUAUAGCACUGAAACGAUGCAAUUUUCCUGCUCCCCUGGUCCCUUUCAGAGAUGUUAGUGAUAUUUCAUUUAUACAAUCUAAGAAGGUGGUUUGCUUCAAAGAACCCCUCACAGCUGAUGAAUCUAAUGGUGAUUUGCCUCAAAGACAGCCAUUUACAGAGGAAAGCCCAAGCAACAAGUGCAUACAGAAGGAUAUUAGCACACAGACAAAUCUGAAAUGCCAGAGAGGCAUUGAGAAUUGGGAGUUUAUUAGUUCAACUACAGUUAGAAGUCCUCUACAGGAAGCAGAAAGCAAAGCCAGAGUGACAGUAGACGAAACCCUUCGGCAAUAUAGAGCAGACAAAUCUGUAAUGAGAUCUGAACCUGAAGGGUAUAGUGGAACCACUGGGAAUAAAAUUGUUAUACCUAUGAUGACUAUCAUUAAAAGUGAUUCAAGUAGUGAUGCCAGUUCCUGCUCAUGGGACAGUAAUUCAUUGGAGUCAGUUUCUGAUGUUCUUCUAAACCUCAUUCCAUAUGCUUCACCCAAGACAAGCUUGACAGAUAGUAGAGAAGAAGAAGCUGUGUUGGAGAGUGAUGAUGCUGGUGGUAGCAGUGUAGAUUCACUGGCUGCACAUGUCAGAAACCUUCUGAAAUGUGAAUCCUCUUUGAAUCAUGCUAAACAAAUUCUCAGAAAUGCAGAGGAAGAGGAAUGUCGAGUACGAGCACGAGCCUGGAAUCUGAAAUUUAAUCUGGCUCAUGAAUGUGGCUACUCCAUUUCAGAAUUAAAUGAAGAUGACAGGAGAAAAGUAGAAGAGAUCAAAGCAAAGUUGUUUGGUCAUGAGAGAACAACUGACUUGUCCAAGGGUUUACAGAGUCCACGGGGAAUAGGAUACAAGCCAGAAGCUGUAUGUAGUCACAUUAUUAUUGAGAGCCAUGAAAAAGGAUGUUUCAGGACCCUAACUGCUGAACAACCACAAUUGGAUAGUCACCCUUGUGUUUUCAGAUCUGCUGACCCCUCAGAAAUGAUCAGAGGACAACGGAGUCCAUCAUCAUGGAGAACCAGACACAUCAACCUUUCCAAAUCACUAGACCAGAGUAACCCCCAUUUCAAAGUUUGGAAUUCCUUGCAGUUACGAAGUCAUUCCCCAUUUCAAAACUUUACAACUGAUGACUUCAGAAUUAGCCAGGGUCUUCGAAUGCCAUUCCAUGAAAAGAUAGACCCUUGGCUGUCAGAAUUAGUAGAACCUGCUUGUCUGCCAAAUGAAGAAAUGGAUUGUCAUUCUUCAUCACAAAUGCUGCCCCCAGAACCCAUGAAAAAGUUUACUACUUCCAUCACUUUUUCAUCUCACCGACAUUCUAAAUGCUUUUCAGAUUCCUCUGUUCUUAAGGUUGGUGUUACUGAAGGUAGCCAGUGUACUGGAGCAUCUGUGGGGGUAUUUAAUUCUCAUUUCACUGAAGAGCAAAAUCCUCCCAGAGAUCUAGAACAGAGAACCUCUUCCCCUUCAUCAUUUAAAAUUGUUAGUCAUUCACCAGAUAAAGCUGUGACUAUUUUAGCAGAAAGUAGUAGGCAAAGCCAAAAAUUAUCUGUUGAACAUUCUCAGCAAGAAGAAAAACUCUUAGAAAGAUCAGAUUUUAAAGGCAGUGAUUCUGAGCCCAGUACCAGUGCAAAGUGUAGCAAUGCCAAGGAAGUUCAUUUUUCUGAUAACCAUACCUUCAUUAACAUGAGCAGACCAAGUUCCACAGUAGGAGUAAAAGAGAAGAAUGUAACUAUAACUCCAGAUCUUGCUUCGCACAUUAUUCUUAAACAACGAGAGCUCUUUGAACCAAGCAAAGCCUCACAUGCAGAUCACCAUGUGAGAAAAUACCAUUCUUCCCCUCCUCAACAUCAGGAUUACGUAGCUCCAAACCUUCCUUGUCGCAUUUUUCUUGAAAAACGAGAACUCUUUGAACAAAGCAAAGCCCCACAUUUAGAUCAUCAGAUGAGAGAAAACCACUCUCCCUUUCCUCAAGGUCAGGAUUAUAUAGCUUCAGACCUUCCUUCUUCCAUUUUUCUUGAACAACGUCAGCUCUUUGAACAAAGCAAAGCCCCAGAUGUAGAUCACAUGGGAAAAUACCAUUCCCCUCUUCCUCCAGGUCAGGAUUAUAUAGUAGAAAAGAAUAACCAACAUAAGUUUAAAUCAUACAUUUCCAAUAUGAUAAAUGUUGAAGCCAAGUUCGAUAACAUGGUCUCCCACUCAGCCCCAAAUCAGUGUACAUUAGUAACAUCUGCAUCUACUCCACCCUCAAAUAGAAAAGCACUUUCUUGUGUUCGUAUAACUCUUUAUCCCAAGACUCCUUCCAAGUUGGAUAGUGGAACCUUAGAUGAAAGAUUUCACUCAUUGGAUCCUGCUUCUAAAACAAGGAUGAAUAGUGAGUUUAACUCUGACCUACAAACUAUAUCUUCAAGAUCAUUGGAACCAACCUCCCAGUUAUUGACCGGUAAACCUGUAGCACAGAAUCAAGAAUCUUUAGGUUUUCUAGGACCUAAAUCUUCAUCGGACUUCCAAGUUGUACAGUCUCCUCUUCCAGAUAGUAAUACUAUUUCUCAGGACUUGAAAACCAUACUUUUUCAGAAUAGCCAGAUAGUAACCUCAAGGCAAACACAAGUGAACAUUUCAGAUUUGGAAGGCUAUUCCAGUCCAGAAGGGACUCCGGUAUCUGCAGAUCGACCAUCAGAGGUGAUUAAGACCCCAUUUUCUGCCUUCCCUGGAAAAUUGUCAUCUGAUGCAGUCACUCAGAUAACAACAGAAAGUCCAGGAAAAACUAUGUUUUCAUCUGAGAUUUUUAUUAAUGCGGAUGAUCAUGGACUUGAAAUUCCAGAGCCCAGUGCCCAGAAGCUGGGCAAAGUUCCUACCAGAUUUGCUUCAUCAUCUUCAGUCCAACAGAUUACUCGUCCUCAUGGCACAGAUGCCCAACCUUCACUGUUGCCAUAUAAGCCUCCUGGUAUUACGAGGAUGUACUAUGUUCCACAAUUAAAACAAAUUCCUUCAUCUCUGGAUUCCAGAUCAGAUACCACCAUUGAGAGCUCACACUCAGGAUCCAAUGAUGCCAUUGCUCCAGACUUCCCAGCGGAGGUGCUAGGCACGAGGGAUGAUGACCUACCAGUCACUGAUAACAUUAAACAUAAAGAGGGGAUCUACAGUAAGAGGGCGGUGGCUAAGCCAACCUUGCCAAUGGGGGGGAAACCCCCUCAGAAAGAUAAUGCAGAUGCCCAAGUUCAAGUUUCCAUCAUUGGGGAUGAGGACGUCUCAGAUAAAAACCAGAAAAAGGAGAUCUACAAUAAAAAGGCAGUGACUAACGCUGCCCAACCUGAAGAAAAAGAAUCCUUGCAGAAAACCACUGAAGGUUCCAGUGGUCCUGCUGCUGCAGAGCACUCAGCUCGACUACAAGACCUAAAGACUGAAAGUCUACCAGACACUAAAGCCAUUAAACAGAAAGAGGAGAUCCACAGCAAGAGGACAGUUCCUAAGGAAGCUUGGACAAAAGAAAAAGAAUCCUUGCAGAUAGAUAUUGCAGAGUCCAAAUGUCAUUCAGAAUUUGAAAAUACUACCCAUUCUGUCUUCAGGUCGGCCAAGUUUUACUUUCAUCAUCCAGUGCACCUACCAAGUGAUCAAGAUUUUUGCCAUGAAUCCUUAGGGAGGAGUGUUUUCAUGAGACAUUCUUGGAAAGAUGUCUUUCAGCAUCAUCCAGACAAACAAAGAGAACACACCCGUCUUCCUUCCCCUCAUCAAAACAUGGAAAAGACAAAGGCAGAUUAUACCAGAAUAGAGAGCCUCAGUAUCAAUGUAAACUUGGAAAACGAAGUGAUGCAUACUGCUAAAAGUCGGGCUAGAGAUUAUCCAAAAAGUGACAAACAAAUUAAUGAUCAAAAAAAGGAUCAUAAUGUCACCCCACAGCCAACAGCUCAGCACACUGUGAGUUUGAAUGAACUCUGGAACAAGUAUCAGGAACGAAAGAGGCAACAGAAACCUCCUGAGUUCAGUGACAGGAAAGAACUAUCCUUGGUGGAGCGACUUGAUCGUUUGGCUAAACUUCUUCAGAAUCCCAUCACAUACUCUCUCCGGACCUCUGAAAGCACACAGGAUGACAGCAAAGGGGAACGAGAUGUUAAGGAAUGGAGUGGUAGACAGCAACAGCAGAAAAACAAGCUUCAGAAAAAGAAGCGGUAUAAGAGCCUAGAGAAAUUCCAUAAAACUGCAGGAGAGCUUAAAAAAAGCAAGGUGCUUUCUACUCAUCAAGCUGGGAAACCCAAUCAGAUUAAAAUUGAACAGAUUAAAUUUGAUAAGUAUAUCCUGAGAAAACAGCCAAGUUUUCAUUAUAAAAACAAUACUUCUUCAGAUUCUAGACCCUCAGAGGAGAGUGAGCUGCUCACAGACACCCCCACCAACAUCGUUUCCACCACCACUUCUCCUGUGGAAUCAGAUAUAUUGACCCAAACAGAUAGAGAGGUGGCUUUGCAUGAGAGGAGCAGCUCUAUUUCUACCAUUGACACAGCCCGACUGAUCCAAGCUUUUGGCCAGGAAAGAGUUUGUCUGUCACCCAGGCGAAUUAAAUUAUACAGCAGCCUCACCGACCAUCAGAGAAGAUACUUUGAGAGGCGGAACAAGAAGAACAAGAAAGCAUUGAAUACGGGUCAUCCCCAAAUGACUUCUGAGCACACCAGAAGGAAACACAUCCAGGUGGCAAACAAUGUGAUUUCUUCUGAUUCUGUUUCAUCUUCUACCAGUAGUUUCUGUAGCUCAAGCUCUACCGUUGGCAACAAGCAAAAUGUACAAAUGUUAAACAAGAGCGUACAAGCAGGUAAUUUGGAGAUUGUGAACGGUGUCAGAAAACACACUCGAGAUGUUGGAAUGACUUUCCCAACUCCAAGUUCUAGCGAGACUAGAAUAGAAGAGGACAGUGAUGUGACUUCUUGGUCAGAAGAAAAAAUAGAAGAGAAAAGACUUCUCGCCAGCUAUCUUGGGGACAAAAAGUUAAGGAAGAACAGACACAGUUGCUGUGAAGGGGUUUCAUGGUUUGUUCCCGUGGAAAAUGUGAAGUCUGGUCCUAAGGAAAACCUGCCCAAGCAUCAUGGCCCUGGUAUCUGCUGGUUUGCACCAAUAACCAACACCAAACCGUGGAGGGAACCGCUGCGGGAACAGAACCGGCAGGGACAGCACGUGGACAACCACGGGUCACUAGCAAGCCCAGGGAGAGACCCACUGAAGCCGUUUGUGAGAGCAACCCUACAGGAAUCCCUUCAGUUUCACAGACCUGACUUCAUCUCCCGCUCUGGGGAGCGAAUAAAGCGUCUGAAGCUAAUAGUCCAGGAGAGGAAGCUGCAGAACAUGUUGCAGAGUGAGCGGGAGGCCCUGUUCGACACCGCGGGGGAGCGGCAGGGCUGCCGGGACGCCACGCGCCCGCUCCUGAAGAGAGGCUUCCUGGAUGCCCGAAAGAACAGGCCUGUUGGGAAGAAGGAAAUGAUUCAGAGGUCUAAACGGAUUUAUGAGCAGCUUCCAGAAGUUCAGAGAAAGAGAGACGAGGAGAAGAGGAGACUGGAAUAUAAGUCAUACCGGCUGCGAGCUCAGCUAUUCAAGAAGAAAGUGACCAAUCAGCUCUUGGGGAGAAAAGUUCCCUGGAACUGAUAAAAGAUUAUUUUCCUCACAGUCUUGGAAUUAUAUUUUAUCAACCUGAAGAAGCACAAUCCUUUUAUGAGUCUGGUUUAAUAAAACUUAACUCCUCGUCUAUGUUUAAUUUAGAAGUAGUAAGUAAGUAGUCUGAGGCAGAGUGGUGAUUAGGAUUAUUAAUGGUUUGGGAGCAAUACUUUCUCCACAGCGGCCUUGCCCACAGGAAUGUUUGUCACAGUGAUAUCAUUUCUGAAGUCUAGCCACGAGUGAGUCCCUUUUUGUAUGUGUUUUUAUACUUUUAGAAAAUAAAUAACUUCUGAUUGAUUCAUAGUAAAG